Molecule: messenger RNA, 2214 nt
Organism: Penicillium canescens
Lineage: Eukaryota; Fungi; Ascomycota; Eurotiomycetes; Eurotiales; Aspergillaceae
Product: fungal specific transcription factor domain-containing protein
Exons: 4
Coding region: 1-2214 (737 amino acids)
Biological process (GO): DNA-templated transcription
Molecular function (GO): DNA binding; zinc ion binding
Source: RefSeq, a predicted model, not a curated record
AUGACAAGGGAGGUUCAAAGACUCUCAGCAGCAGUGCAAGAAUAUGAAAGCUUGCUUCACGAUUUGCGGAAUGCGACGGAGUCUCGCACAAGUGGCUGGGUUAAGGCAUUGCUGGACAAGCAUGGCCAGAACACGAGUACCUCCUUCGAAUACCCCCAAUCUCUUUUGUCAACAUCACAGAACACGGCCGAAUCCGUCAAACCAUCUUCACCAUUGUCCAUCGGGUCACUGGAAGCUAUCGAUCGAGUGGAUGAGGACCUGAACCGCACAAACCGCACCCGCGCAACCGGCUUCAUUGGAAAAACUUCGGAAAUAUCCUGGAUGAAAAGGCUCCAGAAGGAAAUAAACAAACUUACUCGGGGCAAAAAGAAUGCCUCGGGUCCCGGCGAAGACAAAAAAGAAGACACAAAAGAUAGAGUCUCUCUCCAUACCCUGAACUAUCGCCUCGACGACCUCAAUAUAUCUGUGCCGGAGCCGAUACAACUCUAUAUCCUGCCAUCACGAUCGCUAGCCGACCAGCUCGUCGAUGACUAUCUACAAACCGUUCACCCAUUCUUUCCUAUCAUCAGCAAAUCAAUGUUUCGCGUCCAAUACGAAGGGUUAUUCGAUAACUCGACCCGGCCGAGUGACAAGUGGCUUGCUAUCCUGAAUAUCAUAUUCGCAAUAUCAGCCAGACACGCACAUCUUAUCAAAGCACCAUGGCGUGGCGAUGAACAUGAUCACUUGGUGUACUUGACCCGGGGUCGACGGUUGAGUAUGAACGGCGAAAUUUUGUUCAGCCACCCUGAUCUGCAGCAAGUUCAAGUGGAAGGCUUGAUUGCAUUCUAUCUAGCUGCAUCUGAUCAGAUCAAUCGUGCGUGGAGAAUCCAAGCCUUGGCACUGCGUUCGGCCAUCACACUCGGCAUCAAUCUGAAGGCCGAAAACCCGAAAAAUUCCAACAUUUCCAAAGAAACACGUUAUAGAGUUUGGUGGUCCCUGUACACCUUCGAGCAUUUGUUAGGCGUCAUGACUGGCCGGGCGAUCUAUACUUUCGACGGCGGUUACUCUACUCCUUUACCACUCCCUUUUGAAGAGCACCAACUACAAGACGAUCCAAAGGCCAUCGAGGUACUCAACGAUUCUGCAUUGAGGGACGAGCGAAUUAGCGAGGUUAUGGCGAGUUCAUGGAUCAGCAGCACAGAGGACACCCAAAAUUCCAGGCCGCGGGAUCAAACAUGGCUGAAAGGAUUGCCGGUCAAUACGGGGCUAUGCUAUCUCUACUACUGUGAUUUGGCAGUUGUCACGCAGGAAAUUGUGAACAAGGUCUAUUCCACAAAUGCGGUGACGCUUGUGUGGUCGGAGAUUGAAAAUCGGCUCGAUGAACUCAGGUCUCGAAUCGACAUCUGGAAAUCGAGUCUGCCAACGGCGCUCGACUUUGAGAAAGAACCGACUGAUGACAGUCCUGAGCAGCAUCGAUGUAGAUUGGUGCUGGCCUUUCACUACUACAGCGCGCGCAUGAUCCUAGGACGUCCCUGCUUCUGCCGGAGGGAUCCGCGCCAGAGGAAUUCCCUCUGGACUUACAGUUAUACGAUGGCAGUUUUCACGUUGGAGUCGGCUACCCGCAUGCUUGACUUGAUUCCGGAUGACCCAAACGUCUUCCAGCUUUAUCACCUAUGCCCGUGGUGGGGUGUACUGCGCUAUCUCAUGCAGGCAGCGACCAUCAUCCUUCUCGAGCUUUCGUUUGGCUGCGUUCAUGUGCCGAAGGAAGAAGAGAAGCUUGUAAGGCUAUCCAAAAAGUCCAUUCGUUGGCUCUUUGCCAUGUCCGAACGCAGUGUUGGCUCGCGUCGGGCAUGGCAACUCUGCGAUUCCAGCUUCCGGAGCUUGGCAAACAAAAUGAACUACAACACCGACGAUAUACCUUCUCCACUGUCUUACCCAGAGAAUGCAAAAACUGAGGCAACGUCUGAGUCUCAUACUGAGUCUGACCAAGUUGCUUCGUUCGCCCCCAGCGACUAUCAUGACCCAAGGCCGGAAGGAUUGAUGGAUACCUUUCGUCCAGUACCGGAAACGGGCUUCUACACCACAUACCUCAAUUUCCCGACCCCAGAUUUGACGACCUCGCUGCAACUCCCAUCCGAAACGGAUGAUUCAUAUUUCCCUUACGAUUCCCUCAGCGAAGAACUCAUGCGAUCUUUCUUGCCUUCCUUCGAUGGAGACAGUGGGGAACAAGGCUGA